Molecule: messenger RNA, 1036 nt
Organism: Dichomitus squalens LYAD-421 SS1
Lineage: Eukaryota; Fungi; Basidiomycota; Agaricomycetes; Polyporales; Polyporaceae
Exons: 3
Coding region: 1-1002 (333 amino acids)
Source: RefSeq, a predicted model, not a curated record
AUGUCCAGCGUCCUUGCCGGCCUCCAGCGUGUUCUGCACCCGACCUUGCCUGUUCGCAUCGUGUUUCAGAGAACAUGGCAGGUCCGUGCUAUUCACGCGACACCAGCUGCCCUGAAAAAGAAACAGCAAUCCUCUGAAUCCGUGUCCGACGCGGAGGACCUCUUCGGACAAUCAGCAGAACACUCUGACUCACUCUUCUCCGACCAUGAGCCUACUUCCACAAAACGACCCGCGCCCCAAGCUAGCCAGCUUUCCCAAGACAUUCCUCCUCACAACCCCUCCGUACCUGCUUCUCGACAGUACGACCGAAAUGCACGCUUCGAGGAGCUGUACCAAUUUGCCCGCGCUUGCUUAGUGACCAAGGCUGAGACCAAGCGUCAAGUGCGCUCCUCAAUAUGGAAUCACCUCUUCCAGCUCGCAUCCACGCCAGAGCAGCUGGACCGAGUCGCGGAGAUGUUCCCCAAGUGGAGGGAUGCGCACCGGACUUUCAGGCCCAGCACCGUGGUUGUGUUUGCCGCACGCUGCCAUGCACUCCGAUGUCCUGGGCUGGCCCUCAAGGUCUUUGGUAACCACCCCAAAUACGGUGUAGACCUCAACCUGGAUGCAGCUCAGCUCGUUCUCCACUCUAUGCAUCGCUGGAGACGUCACCAAGAUAUCAUCACGUUCGCCACUCUCUUCAGCAUUUACGGCCUUCCCCCCGUCUCUAGCGAUCUCCUCUCCAACGCUCUGCUCUUAAAGGCCCUAUUGGGUAAGCCCACGGAUGAGUCGACUGCAGUGGCGAAUGCGAUGGUGCCGUCUUUGCAGCGGUUGUUGGAGAAGACGGACCCGCAGACCAUGAUCGUCGAGCCGAGAGAUCGUCGAUUGUCAAAUUCCAAGAAGACGUGGCUUGCAUUCGCACUCAAGAGGAUCGAGAAUGUGCUCCAAUCGCAGGGCAUCGAGCAUGGGUGGCUCGCCCGGUGGAUGGAUGUGACCGGCUACCAUACAAUUACAGCUUCGGCCUAAUACCAUGUAGAUCGUACACUUGCUCUUCGGUAAU